AUGCAGCGGUGCCUUUGGUUCAUGUCACUGCCGGUCUGCAUCCUCGGCUUGGCAGCAUCCUGGCCCACUUGGCUUAGCUUCUCGGCAGAGGAGGAUGCGCGCCAGCCGUUGGGCUAUUUCCUGCGGGCGGUCGACUUUAGCAACUCCAGCUCUUCCGCUGAUUUGCCAGAAAAGCUUGCGGCCGACCUGGAGGGCGUCACACACUACAGAUUGGUACCCGGGAUCUUCCCCGAUGGGAUGCACUUCCACUUUGAUGGCCUGGCGACCGUGGUGAAGUUCAGCUUUUCAAAGGGUCGCCUCACCUGGACGGCACGGCCAUAUGAGUCUGGCGCAGAGAAGCACUUCCACUCGUGCAUCUUCGGUGGCACUGGUACAGGUCCAACUUUGGGCAUCUAUCCCUGCUUGACGAACCCGGUCGUAAAUCUGCUCCCCAUUGAGGAUCAGCUUUGGCUUACCACCGACACGUCCAAAUGGGGCAGGGUGGACCCUGAGACUUUAGAGACCCUGCCGGAUGAAGUGGAGGUGGAGUCCACGGUGCUGAAUGCUCAUCCAGCAUGCGAUCCUUCCAGCAAAGCCUGCUUCGUGCAGUACAACUGCGGUUCGAACCGCCAGCCUUUCACGAAUCAGGCUUGCGUGGGCCAACUCCUGCCCGCUGCACAGGGAAUGCGGACAGUGGAGAUCAGCAGGGUAGAGUUGCCGUCGAGGAAGCUCAUCCAGCACAGCCACAGCCCAUGCGUUACACAAAGCUAUGUCGUCAGCAAGAUCGACAGCUUCACUCCCCGAGAUCCCCUGAAUGGCAACUCGGGUGUCCUGCGCUUCCUCCAUCAGGCAGAGGAUGACUUAUGGUUAGUCAUGGACCGGAAGACCAAUAAGUCCACGAUUCUGCGAGGAAGCGUCAACUUCGUCAACAACCAUUUCUGGAACUGCUAUGAGAUGGACGGCAACAUUGUGCUUGAUAGUGUCGCCGCCACAGAGGAUUAUUUGGACAAUUAUUUUGAGAAGAACUUGGCAGCUGAGAGGAACUGGACACGCCUUUUCCAUCCGGCUCUGCGGUGUUUCCUUCCCGCAGCGACUGGUGGCCCAGUUUCUUGCGAGAAGUUCUUCACCAAGGAUGAUGACGCAGUGAUCUUUGACUACCCGACGUUCAAUCCUGCUUUCAAGAUGAACCCUGAGUACAAGUACUUCUAUGCCAUCGCCGCGAAGGCACCAACCUCCAGGUGGUUCGAUGAGCUCAUCAAAGUCAAUGCGCAGACAAGGUCCGUGGAGCAUGCUUGGUCUGCUCCGGGCAUUUACCUGACUGAAGCGGACUUCAUCCCGUGGCGGGAGGGUGGUCAUCGACCAGAGGAUGAUGGAAUGCUCUUGUCAGUGUUGUACAACACGACGUCUGAUCAGAGCAGCCUUGGAAUUUUCAGCGCUGCCACUUUGGCACUGCUGCACCAGCAGCCGCUUAGCUCAGUGAUCCCGUUCCAUGCACAUGGCAUCGUGUGCGUGGACAGUCGCUGCUACCCCAACCCCUAA
Symbiodinium necroappetens is the source of this 1518-nucleotide messenger RNA. NCBI's taxonomy places the organism in Eukaryota, Dinophyceae, Suessiales, Symbiodiniaceae. The record is from the annotation of a GenBank genome assembly.